Sardina pilchardus (European sardine) is the source of this 4407-nucleotide messenger RNA. RefSeq names its product TBC1 domain family member 8. The transcript has 20 exons. The record is from RefSeq and is a predicted model, not a curated record. Lineage: Eukaryota; Metazoa; Chordata; Actinopteri; Clupeiformes; Clupeidae. The coding region runs from base 325 to 3519 and encodes 1064 amino acids.
GCAUCCGGAGCCAAUCACGGAGGGCCGCGAGACCGAAACUUCCUCCGCACCAGCGGAACUCUGGGAAGAAACGCAAAAAUGCGGAAAUAAGUUCUCGCUCCGCAACAACACAACACUGCCGCUGCUGUCGCCGCCCGCGAGGAAAAGAAGAAGAUGGGUGUCAACCGUGUUAACGCGGCACGAGCUCCCGGUGGAGGCGACCAACCCGUCACGGCGUCGCGAUAUCUUUAAGCGGGGCAGCGCGCGGAGAUCCCGUUCGUUUCAACAUCAUCAUUGCAGAAACCGGCCCACCCGUCUCGAUCGCUCGCGCAGAGAUCCCGGGAAAUGUGGCUCACCCCGGAGGAGGUUCCCGUGAAGAGCGCGCUCAAGCUCUGGCUCGCGGAGAAAUCCAAUGAGUUCUUCGUGCUGCAGCGACGGAGGGGGCACGGGGACAGCGGCGGGAGGUUGACCGGUAUGCUGGUGGGGGCUCUGGAUACUGUGCUGGACUCUAAUGCACGUGUCACACCGUUCCGGAUUGUUCUCCAGGUGCCUGGCUCACAAGUCAGCUGGGUUAUCGCUAGUGGAGCCUCUCUAGAGGAAGUGAGAACACACUGGUGCUGGCUAGAGGUGAACCUGCUCGACUCCCUCUCAGUGUUUGAGAACAAGGAGGACAUCACCAGCUUUGUCAACGGCAAAAUCAAGGGCCUCAUAGCGGAUGAGUGUGUGGGUGAGCCGGACCCCGAGGGCAGCCGUGAGGUGUGUGUGCGGCUGGAGCAGCGGUUCGGUCUGCCCCCCCGAGAGAAGCUGGCGGCUCAGUUCACCUGCUGCCUGUGGAAGAGUCACGUGCCGCGCCAGGGCUGGAUGUACCUCACACACAACCACCUGGCCUUCUACUCAUACCUGCUGGGCAAGGAAGUGAAGCUGUUGUUGCCGUGGGCGGAGGUGACGGGCGUGGAGUGUGUGUGUGUUGGCCGCGUGACGGACGUUCUGCGCGUGAGAACCCGGACGCGCCAGCGUGACUUCUCCAUGUUCCUCAGCAUGGACGACGCCAUGGCAACCAUUACGCAACUCACCGACCUCGCCCUCCGCAGAGUCCUGCCCACCGCCGGCCUCCGAACCCCUCACACACUCAUACACACGCAGCUCACCAAGAGGGCGCUGGAUGACCACGUGCUCACUCAGGAUGUGUUGUCCCAGUUUGGUCUGCCGCGGCGUGAGUGUGUGUGUGAGGUGCGGGUGUGUGCCCUGUGGACGCCCUACCUGCGCUCACACACACACGGAACUCUCUUCGCCACCGACACCUACCUGUGCUUCAGCAGCAGAGAACCAGGAGUGUGUGUGCUCAUCAUCCCUCUGUCUGAGGUGUUGUCGGUGGAGAAGGCGGAGACGUCGAGUGUGUUGCCGGACCCGGUGAUCGUGAGCGUGCGCGGCCGGCGGGCGUUCCAGAUGGUGGGUGUGUGUGAGCGCGACACACUCCUGCAGGCCGUCACCGACCGACUCCGCACGCUGCGCUGGAGACACGCCGUCUACAGAGGACAACACACACACGCUACGCCUCUGAUCUCCACGACUCCAUACUACACAUUCUGUUAUGACACGGAUGGAGAGGCUGACAAAUCUCAGAGACACAUCAUCAGUACCCGCCCCCUCAUCUCUCUCAGCCAAUCACAGAUGCCAAAGCACAAGGCCGCGUUGGAGCGGCGUAAGGAGGCCUUGUGGGAGGAGCGCUUUGAGGAGUUUGGUCGUGGAGUGCACAUGUUCCGCACCGCCUGCCUCUACAGGCUGGUUGCCAUGGGGAUCCCAGAGUCACUCCGGGGAGAGCUGUGGCUCACACUCUCAGACGCGGGCUCGGAGUUGGCGUCCCACCCCGGCUACUACGCGGAGCUGGUGGAGCGCUCGCUGGCCGAGGUCUCCGUGACGACGGACGAGAUCGAGCGGGAUCUGCACCGGUCGCUACCGGAACACCCGGCCUUCCAGAGCGAGAGCGGAAUCAACGCGCUGCGCAGAGUUCUGAGGGCCUACGCCACCCACAACACACACAUCGGAUACUGCCAGUCUAUGAACAUCCUGGCGUCAGUGUUGCUUCUCUACUCUAAGGAGGAGGAGGCCUUCUGGCUACUGGUCACCGUGUGUGAGAGGAUGCUGCCCGACUACUUCAACAAACAAGUCAUAGGGGCCCAGGUGGACCAGUCUGUGUUUGAGGAGCUGUUGCGUGAGCGUGUGCCGGAGCUGUGUGUGUGUGUUCCGGACGUGAGUGCGCUGGCGUCCGUGUCCUUGUCCUGGUUCCUCACGCUGUUCCUGAGCGUGGUUCCGUUGGCCAGCGGAGUGUGUGUGCUCGACGCGUUCUUCUGCCUCGGCGCACGCCUCAUCUUCCAGCUGGCCCUCUGUGUCCUGCACACACACACACACACUCUCACCAGCAGCACCGACGAGGGCCACGCGCUCAUGAUCCUCACCAGUUUCCUGGAGCAGGUCAAGCAUGACGAAGAGGACUGUGUGUGUGCUGAAGCAGCAGCAGGCACAGCUGAACACACACACAUCACGACUCUACUCAAAGAGGCCUACGAGAGGUUUGGUGAUAUCAGUGCUAAGCGGUUGGAAAGGCUGCGGUGUCGUCAUCGUAUCCAGGUGUUGCAGUCACACGAGGACACCAUCAAGGAGAAUGCUCUCAGGUUGGUGAUCCCUGAAGUAUCUCUAUCUGCUGAGGAGCUCUCAGAACUCUACGACUUCAUCAAGACUGAGCACCUGAUCAGUGUGUACUGGGGAGACGGCGUGUGUGUGUCGGGUGUGUGUAGCGAGGGCUACCAGCUGGACCUGCCUCAGUUCAAGAGUGUGUACUCCUCGCUGUCGCCAUGGCAAGAGGGAGCGCACACGGAUACGGUUGCUAGGCGCACCUUCACACUGCUGGACCAGAAUCAGAGCAACCUGCUCACCUUCACACAGAUCAGCCACUGGCUAGACAUGCUGUACUGUGAGGAGCUGAACGUGAAGAUCAGGUGGUUGUAUCGCCUGCACAUCCCUCCAGCUUUGAUGGACAGCGAGGAUGACCCCUCCCCCUUGAAGUCCCCGCUGCUGUCAACCACGAGACCUCUUCAUGUGGACCGACCCAACGGGGAGAGUGGCUAUGAGGAGCAGCUGAAACAGAUGUUGAAGGAUCUGGCCAAAGAGAAGGAGAAGGACUCAGAGAAGCCACUGCCACCCAUGAACCAGAGGGAGUUUAUCCAGUUCUGCAAGACGCUGUCCAACAUGUUCCACGGGGACGAGGAGGAGAGCGAGCUGUUCCAGGCCAUCGCCAUGGUGACCAGUCUGGUGCUGCAGAUCGGGGAGGCGGGGCAGCGCGGGGGGGCGGGGCCUGAGGAGGCGUCGCGCUGUGAUUGGUCGGUGAGCCUGGCGCAGAUCCUGGCGUCGUUGCUCACGGAGGCGGCUCUGGUGGCGUUCUUCGAGCGCCACGGCGACCUCAGGGCACGCAUCGCCACGGCAACCCAGCGCCAGUACCAGCAGCGCGCCGGCAUUCUGGAGCUGGAGCACGGCAGCACCUGAGAACACCAACGGAACCCACCGGAACCCAAUAGAACCAGAGCCAGAACACAGACGCCGCGCUGGCCUUGGACAGGAGCAGGGGAGCAGGACUCCCUCUCGGUCAAAGACUACAUCUCCCAGAAGUCUUCAGUUCGCUUUUCCUGUAGGCAGGACCACCUAAGAAACAGCGUUUCCCAGAGGCCCUCACCUCAGGGACUAUAAAGACAUAAAGACCACAUAUCCCAUUAUCCAUGAAUUCUGACCUAGACCCAAAUAUCGGACUUCAUCUCCCAUAAGCCGCCCAAAUCCUGUGUGUGUGUGUGUGUGUGUGUGUGUGUGUGUGUGUGUGUCAAUCACACAACAGAAGAAGCAUCCACUGACUGUCCUCCAAUCAGAUGCCUGACUCUUGACCUGCUGACCAAUCAUCACCAAUCACAUCGGACCAUCACUUGUCUUAUGUUACAAUGUGGGAUUUCAACAGACAUCACCGUCCUCUCUCUCUCUCUUGUGUUCUGCAAGUGUGUGUGUGUGUGUGUGUGUGCGUGUGUGUGUGUGUGGGGGGGGGGGGGGGGGUCCUAUAGGUUUUAUAAGAUGCUGCCUUUUUCUUAACUAAUGUUUUUACACAAAUCCAAAGUCGUGCUUUACCAAGGAAAUGUUUUAAGUGUGAAUUUUUUGUGUGUGUGUGUGUGUGUGUGGCCAAUGAAAAAACACACACACACACACACGUGCACAUGUGUAAUAGUGCUGUAAGUGCUCUCUGACUAGUGUGUUGAGCCUCUGGGUCUGUAAGCUGACAUUCACACUGCUUUGUGAAAUGCUUCUAAACACACAUUAAAAAGUCCAAGCUUUGUGAAAUGCUUCUAAACACACAUUAAAAAGUCCAAGCUUUGUGAAAUGCUUCUAAACACA